AUGCAUAACGCUAUAUGCCUGGGAUUUGACCUAAACGCGGUGGCUGCAUGCAGUUUCUCCUACAUAUCACCAUUCUACCAACCUAAUGCUACGCCUCAGACUGAUCCAAAAGACCUUCUCACAUCAGCGAAUCUACCGACGACUAAUACGAUGCCGGCGAACCUUCGUCCCACAUUAAGCCAGCUACUUAUUCCUCACCAUGCCAGCCUGGAUCUCAUCCCACUUCCGCUGCUUCAUGAACGGGCAAUCAUGCUCUCGGCUGCUAUGCCCAUUGCAUACAAUUUGACGGAAUUUAAAACAGAUAUCUUUGUUCGAGGAGGUCUAAUGGUCUGGUCUUCAUCCGCAACAGAACUCAGCGAUGCAGUGACAAAUACAAAGAGAAGUUGUUUACAGCCAUGGGAUAGCGAAUGCUGGGAGGCUGCUCCCUGGUUCCUCGAAAAAUGGAGCAUUGUUGUUGAUGGGCGGCAAGGUGAGCUUGGGAGGAGGAGUCUACGAGACGUCUAG
Trichoderma breve is the source of this 504-nucleotide messenger RNA. RefSeq lists its product as uncharacterized. Bases 1 to 504 code for a protein of 167 amino acids. Lineage: Eukaryota; Fungi; Ascomycota; Sordariomycetes; Hypocreales; Hypocreaceae. The record is from RefSeq and is a predicted model, not a curated record. The transcript has a single exon.